Molecule: messenger RNA, 842 nt
Organism: Diachasmimorpha longicaudata
Lineage: Eukaryota; Metazoa; Arthropoda; Insecta; Hymenoptera; Braconidae
Exons: 5
Coding region: 149-583 (144 amino acids)
Molecular function (GO): protein binding; serine-type endopeptidase inhibitor activity
Source: RefSeq, a predicted model, not a curated record
AAAAGCUGAGGUGUCACGGUUGCCAAUGCCAGUGUAUCGAAUAACUUCGGUGAUUGUUGUCGUGUCGUGAUCAGUUCGAUAUUGAGACUUGUUGAUCUCGACUAUUGACAUUUAUUCACUGAGUAUUUCCCAACUAUUUAGGUUCAAAAUGGAAGGAAUGGGCUUCACAUCUGCCUUAGUUGGCAUUUUCCUGAUUUUUACGUUGACUCCCACGCACGCGCGGCCGCAAUUUCAGAAUGACAUAGUAGAAGCCGAUGGCUUCAUAUUCGAUGGUCCAGCAGACAGAUCAGCAAAAUUUCCCAAUGACAAUGGACGAACACCUCGCGAUUUUCCACCUCUGAACCCCCCAAUACCAACCCCUCCAAACUCAGGGGACACGAGCGGCACCACUACCACAACCCCAUCUCCAGCGAUGACUCGAUGCAUGCAGAACUGUCCGGUGACAGGACAGUACAAUCCAGUCUGCGGAAGUGACAAUGUCGUAUACAGCAACAUAGGGAAAUUAGAGUGUGCUGCAAGCUGCGGCACGCCGGUAACGUUUCGUCACUUUGGUCAGUGCUCCAGCAACGUCAGAGGAAAAUAAGAGGAAAUUAAUGAGUUGUGGCUCAAUCCCCCGGUUGAUCAACUUCGUACUGACUUUGAUAUUAUUACUUUAAUUCAAAUGUGCCAAUUGUAGAAGUAGGAUAGGUUCGUACAAUUAUUUAUAAAUAAGAAUGAAAUAAGACAACAUUUUACGCAUCAACUUUUACCUGGAUUUCUUCUGCUAAAUCCGAAUUCAUCUUUAUUAUUCAAAAAUCGUAUUUAAUUAUUAUAUUAUUUCAAUUAUAUUCUACAAAUAUGGA